AUGCUUCUGGGUUUAGCUGUAUAUUUGCUUCGCAGAUGUCCGGAAGGCACUUUUUUAAGAGCUGCUGUGGCUGCAGAUUCAGAGACAUGUUCAAACAUUGGAAGAGACAUCCUUCAACAAGGAGGCUCUGCUGUAGAUGCAGCAAUCGCUGCACUUCUCUGCACUUCUGUUAUCAAUGUGCAGAGUGUGGGGAUCGGAGGGGGCUCCAUAUUCACAGUGAUGGACAGCACUGGUGGGAAGUGGAUUGGCGUUCCAGGAGAAAUUCGAGGUUAUGAAAAAGUACACAAGCUUUAUGGAAAACUGCCGUGGGCCGACCUCUUCCAGCCGACCAUCAAGCUGGCCAGAGAGGGAAUCACAAUUCCUGCUGUUAUGGCUAGUUUCAUCUCAGCUAUCCAUAACACAAACGAGACUCGGGCUCUGAGGGAAUUAUUUUCAGAUGAGAAAGGAAACUUGCUGAAUACUGGAGACAAAGUGAAGUUUGAGAAACUGGCUGACACUUUGGACAUCACUGCAAAUAAUGGCGCUGACAGUUUUUAUACUGGAAAAAUAGCAGAGGAUUUAAUCCUUGAUGUACAGGAGGCAGGAGGAUUCCUCACGCUAAAGGACUUGGAAAUGUAUAAAGUUAAUGUAACUGAUGCGCUGGCUGUCCCUUUGGGAGAGUACCAGAUGUACAUCCCCCCACCCCCUUCAGCAGGCGUUCUCCUCAGCCUCAUCCUCAACAUCAUGAAAGAGUAUCAGAUUAAGUCAGAACCUCGGACUGCUGAUGAGAAGGCACAGUUUUUUCAUCUUUAUGCUGAAGCUUUAAAAUUUGCCAAUAGACUAAAAAAACACAUCCGGGAUCCAAAUGUUGUACCUGUAAAAAUUGAAAAGAUAUUAACAGCGGUCAGCUUCUCUGACAUGAUUCGGGCCAAGAUCAAGACCAACAUGACACUUGAUCCUAGGGAAUAUGACAUCCCCCUGAAUCUGACCAAAUCCCAGACUUCAAGCAGUGAUGACAGUCUCAACAAGUCCCCCGUCUUUGGUAGUACCUCACAUGUGUCUGUGCUGGCUGAAGAUGGAUCUGCUGUAGCUGUCACCAGCAGCAUCAACUUUCCGUUUGGUUCUCAAAUAUACUCUCCGCGGACUGGAGUCAUCCUCAACAACCAGAUAGGUGACUUCUGUGAAAGAGUCGAGAAUGUUUUUCCUGGGGAGCGACCUCCAACUUCCAUGGCCCCCGCUCUGCUGAAGUCUGAGUCAAAUUUGCUCAUGAUUGGAGCAUCUGGUGGGGAUUAUAUCACAAGUGCGAUAGCCUCAGCGCUCAUCAACCACCUUUGGUUUAAAAAAAGCCUUAAAGAGGCGAUUGGUGUUCCAAUUAUUUUUGUUGACUCUGAAGAUGUAGUGAAGUUUGAACCAAAGUGGGAUAAGGUUACAAGUCAGUUUCUUAUUGGUCGGGGGCAAAAUUUGACCAAAUUCUACAAUGUGGUUAAUGCUGUGGAGAAAACAUGUGGCUGCAUCUAUGCAGAGUCUGACGACAGGAAACUGGGGAAAGCAGCCGGCUACUGA
This is a messenger RNA of Nematolebias whitei (Rio pearlfish), 1542 nucleotides long. RefSeq names its product gamma-glutamyltransferase 5a (gene ggt5a). Gene Ontology annotation, biological process: glutathione catabolic process; leukotriene D4 biosynthetic process; inflammatory response. Gene Ontology annotation, molecular function: glutathione gamma-glutamate hydrolase; leukotriene-C(4) hydrolase activity. The transcript has 11 exons. Gene Ontology annotation, cellular component: plasma membrane. The coding region runs from base 1 to 1542 and encodes 513 amino acids. Lineage: Eukaryota; Metazoa; Chordata; Actinopteri; Cyprinodontiformes; Rivulidae. The record is from RefSeq and is a predicted model, not a curated record.